AUGAACAGCUUGGUCGCUAAACUGGUACUGUUUCUGCUGAUUGUAUUAGUUGCCGGUGAGGGUCGCACGAUUGAGUCAUCGUCCGGCGGUGACAGAACGGCGAACCCACGCUGGACCGUACGACCGAUGAACGUUAACUGUCCACAGCCGGCCUGCACCACGGCGAAGGAUCUCAACACGCUGUGGGCCUCACCGGACGCGACCCAGUUCAUACGCUGCCGGCCAGCACCGACCGGAUACUGGAUGAUCGAGCUCAAUCCCUGCGCACCCGGGACGCUGUUCCAGUUCUCCAAGCAGGCGUGCGUGGCCACGCGAAAUUGGUCGUCCUGCUGAGGUUAG
Messenger RNA from Anopheles maculipalpis, 339 nucleotides. RefSeq lists its product as uncharacterized. The transcript has a single exon. The record is from RefSeq and is a predicted model, not a curated record. Lineage: Eukaryota; Metazoa; Arthropoda; Insecta; Diptera; Culicidae. Gene Ontology annotation, molecular function: chitin binding. Bases 1 to 333 code for a protein of 110 amino acids.